GUUCUUCAACACACACUGCAAACACAGAUUCACAGCAGCUAUCCAAAACCCGGAAGCCAAAUUUCGUACGGGUUUUUCUUGUUUUCACAGUUUCGGGUUUUGUGGAUUUAUACGUAGCGGAAGAAGAGAGAUACAGCAAUGGCCUUUUCUGUCGCCUCUUCACCCGCAGCAGUUCAUGGCUCUUCUCUGUCUUCUUCGUUUGAGCAGCCUAGAGCUGCACAAUUCGGUGCAUUUCAGCAGUUUGAUAGGCCGCACCUCCCGCCGGCGGCGGUGGGCUUUUCACGGAGGCGUUGCACCGUGAAGGCGUUGAACGCGGAGCCGAAGAGGAACGAUUCGAUCAUUCCCUCAGCAGCAACCUUGUUCGCUCCUGAGGUGGUUGAGAAAGUGGAGGUAGAGGACUAUGAAAAAUUGGCGGAAGAGCUUCAGAACGCUUCCCCUCUUGAGAUUAUGGAUAAGGCCCUCGAGAUGUUUGGAAACGACAUCGCAAUUGCUUUUAGUGGGGCAGAAGAUGUGGCUUUGAUUGAAUACGCACAUUUGACUGGACGGCCGUUCAGGGUAUUCAGCCUGGACACUGGUAGGUUGAACCCAGAGACCUACAAAUGCUUUGAUGAAGUUGAGAAGCGAUAUGGGAUUCGCAUCGAAUAUAUGUUUCCAGAUGCCGCGGAAGUGCAGGCUUUGGUUAGGAGCAAGGGGCUGUUCUCUUUCUAUGAAGAUGGCCACCAGGAGUGCUGCCGUGUAAGGAAGGUUAGGCCAUUGAGGAGGGCCCUCAAGGGGUUGCGGGCAUGGAUAACAGGCCAGCGGAAGGAUCAGUCCCCUGGAACAAGAUCAGAAAUCCCUGUUGUCCAGGUUGACCCUGUUUUUGAGGGGUUGGAUGGUGGGAUUGGAAGCUUGGUGAAGUGGAACCCAGUGGCGAAUAUGAAGAGCAAUGAUAUUUGGAAUUUCCUUCGAGCAAUGGAUGUUCCUGUUAACUCAUUGCAUGCUCAAGGUUAUGUCUCAAUUGGAUGUGAACCAUGCACUAGGCCGGUACUACCUGGGCAGCACGAGAGAGAAGGAAGGUGGUGGUGGGAAGAUGCCAAGGCCAAGGAGUGUGGCCUCCACAAAGGCAACAUUAAGGAGGAAAAUUUGAAUGGUAACGGAAAUGGUGCUGUUCAUGCUAAUGGAUCAACCAUUGCUCCUGAUCUUUUCACCACCCAGAAUGUCAUUACCUUGAGCAGGCCUGGGAUUGAGAACUUGUUGAAAUUGAAAGACCGGAAGGAGUCCUGGCUUGUUGUGCUCUAUGCCCCUUGGUGCCAAUUUUGCCAGGCAAUGGAGGGUUCAUAUGUGGAAUUGGCAGAGAAGCUGGCAGGUUCUGGUGUCAAGGUUGCAAAGUUCAAGGCAGAUGAGGAGGAGAAGGCAUUCGCACAGCAGGUGUUGCAGUUGGGUAGCUUUCCUACCAUACUCUUCUUCCCUAAGCAUUCUUCACCUCCCAUAAAAUAUCCCUCAGAGAAGAGGGAUGUGGACUCACUGAUGGCUUUUGUGAAUGCCCUUCAAUGAUAGCAUGUUUAUUGGUUGAAAGGAUAUACAGUGUUGAUAUAGCCUUAGUUGGGACAAAGAGAGGUGGUGGAUCAGUCAUGGUUGAAUUGGAAGGUGGCAAAGUCUGCCCACAAGCUGCUAUCAACCCCAGUUCUACCGCAAACUUAGUUUUAAGAUCUUGUACACUUUUGAUGUAUUUUCGUGGUUCUCUUUUCUCUUUUCCUUAUUUUCCUCUGGGAAGGUGUCAAUUUUGUAAGUUAUGAUGGUGGUCCAUGUUAAAUGAUCAUUUGAUGUGGAUAGAAGAAGUUCAUGUCAUGUGAAGGUAAUAACAAGAUCAGUGUUUGCAGGAUA
Sesamum indicum (sesame) is the source of this 1863-nucleotide messenger RNA. RefSeq names its product 5'-adenylylsulfate reductase 3, chloroplastic. Gene Ontology annotation, molecular function: phosphoadenylyl-sulfate reductase (thioredoxin) activity. Gene Ontology annotation, biological process: L-cysteine biosynthetic process. The record is from RefSeq and is a predicted model, not a curated record. NCBI's taxonomy places the organism in Eukaryota, Viridiplantae, Streptophyta, Magnoliopsida, Lamiales, Pedaliaceae.